Salarias fasciatus (jewelled blenny) is the source of this 4114-nucleotide messenger RNA. RefSeq names its product dystrobrevin, alpha (gene dtna). Bases 334 to 2475 code for a protein of 713 amino acids. Gene Ontology annotation, molecular function: zinc ion binding. Gene Ontology annotation, biological process: synaptic signaling. The record is from RefSeq and is a predicted model, not a curated record. The transcript has 23 exons. NCBI's taxonomy places the organism in Eukaryota, Metazoa, Chordata, Actinopteri, Blenniiformes, Blenniidae. Gene Ontology annotation, cellular component: synapse; plasma membrane.
CGCUGAGCACCUGUGCGGGUGUGUUUGUGCGUGAAUUCCCUCUUUUCUCGUCGUCUUUCUGUUUCCUUUUUAUCCUCAAACUUCAACACUUUGCGGACGCGGCGACGCAUUACGUCACCUCGUUUCGGCUCCGCGCGCGCCUGCUGCUGGCUGGCGCUCGAGCGUUCGGACCACCGGAGACCGGGACCGAACCGGGUUGGAGAACCGAGACCGAACCGGGACUGAGCCGGCACUGAACCGGGGGGAAGAACCGGGGAACAUGCAGCGGCAGACACCGGACGACGCGACGGGGAACAGCGACGUUCGCACGCGGAGCCUGGAGAUAAAUUCCGAAUGAUUGAUGACUGCGGGCAGAGCGGGGACAACAUGGCAGAUCGACGGCAGCUGUUGGUGGAGAUGAGGGCUCACGAUCUGGACUCCAUACGACUAUCGACCUACAGGACGGCCUGCAAACUGCGAUUCGUGCAGAAACGAUGCAACUUGCACCUGGUGGACAUCUGGAACGUGAUCGAGGCCUUCCGGGAGAACGGGCUGAACGCCAUGGAGCCGGGCGGCGAGCUGUCCGUGGCCCGCCUGGAAGCGGUGCUGUCCACCAUCUUCUACCAGCUGAACAAACGCAUGCCCACCACCCACCAGAUCGCCGUGGAGCAGUCCGUCAGCCUGCUGCUCCACUUCCUGCUGGCGGCGUUCGACCCCGACGGCCUCGGGAAGAUGUCCGUCUUCACGGUGAAGACGGCUGUAGCGACCAUCUGCGGAGGCAAAAUCCUGGAUAAGUUAAGAUAUAUCUUCUCUCAGAUCUCGGACGCCGCCGGAGUGAUGGUGCACUCGCAGUUCGACCACUUCCUGCGGGAGGCGCUCAAACUGCCCAUGGCCGUCUUCGAGGGCCCUUCGUUCAGCUACUCGGAGCAGGCGGCGAGGGCGUGCUUCACGCAGCAGAAAAAAGUUUCCCUCAACGCCUUCCUGGACACGCUGAUGUCGGACCCGCCCCCUCAGUGUCUGGUGUGGCUGCCGCUCAUGCACCGCCUCGCCAACGUGGAGAACGUCUUCCACCCGGUCCAGUGCUCCUACUGCCACACUGAGAGCAUGAUGGGUUUCCGCUACCGCUGCCAGCAAUGUCAUAAUUAUCAGCUGUGUCAGGACUGCUUCUGGAGGGGGCAUGCCAGCGGUUCCCAUAGCAACCAGCACCAGAUGAAGGAGUACACAUCAUGGAAAUCUCCUGCCAAGAAGUUGUCCCAGGCGCUGAGUAAGUCUCUGAGCUGUGCGUCCAGCAGGGAGCCUCUCCACCCCAUGUUCCCCGACAUGCCCGACAAGCCGCUCAACCUCGCCCACAUCGUAGACACGUGGCCUCCCAGACCGGUCAACCUGUCCUCUGACUUCUCCCUGUGCCACUCCAUGCCCACUUCAGGAAACCCGUACUCCACCAAAACGAAUCAAGCCGUGGACCAGAGGAAGCCCCUGACUGGAGCUGCUCCUCAUCUUCUGAAAGGCAGAGGGGUGAACUGCAGCCUGGACGUGGCAGACAGACUGGCAGACGAGCACGUCCUCAUUGGCCUCUAUGUCAGUCUGCUGCAGAAGCAGCCUCCCUCCUGUUUGUCGGAGAGCAGCAGCCAUCAGGAUGAAGAGCACAGCCUCAUCGCUCGCUACGCCGCCCGGCUGGCCGCCGACGCUGCGGCCCAGCAGCAGCAGCAGCAGCAGCAGAGAGUUCCCACUGACUUCCCAGGAUCUCUGGACGCCAACAAGCAGCAGAGGCAGCUGAUCGCUGAGCUGGAGAGCAAAAACAGAGAAAUCCUGCUGGAAAUCCAGCGGCUGCGUCUGCAGCACGAGGAGGCGUCGCAGCCGCCGCCCGACAAGGGCCAACACAACCCCAUGCUGCUCGCCGAGCUCCGACUUCUCAGGCAACGUAAAGACGAGCUGGAGCUGCGAAUGUCGACUCUGCAGGAGAGUCGCAGGGAGCUGAUGGUGCAGCUGGAGCAGCUCAUGAUGCUCCUCAAGACUCAGGGUCCCGGCUCUCCGCGCUCCUCUCCCAGUCACACCUUCAGCCGUUCCAUUCCCACCCCGGUCCACUCGGACUCGGCCGGCUCCACCCCGACUCACACUCCUCAGGACUCUCUGAUGGGGGUGGGGGGAGACGUGCAGGAGGCCUUCGCUCAGGGUCCUCGGAGGAACCUGCGGACUGACCUGCUGAUGGCGGCGGACUCCAUCACCAGCACCAUGUCGUCUCUGGUCAAGGAGCUCCACUCAGAAGGUGGCAGUGAGUCGGAGAGCACAGUGGACUCGGAGCCGGGCCGCUGUGACCUGUCAACCUCCUCAGAGCAUCUGCUCCCAUACAAACACAGACCCGUGAGCUCUGCAGAGGAGGACCGCUUCGAGAACGACAUGGAGUCACUCCUGGAGAACGAACUGUCGCUGGAGGAGCUGCUGAAGCCGAGACAGGAGGCCGAGAAGGCCUGCGUGCAGGUGACGCUGCAGCAGUGAUCGAGUCUAUCUGGCUGCGACGUGACAGCGAGCCGAGGCGGACCCAGCUCAAACUGUGAAGAGAUGAGACGCUGAGCGGUCGGCCGUCGAUACCACAGGUGCCAUGAAACCAACACCUCACCACUUCCAGCCCUUCGUCUGGACGCGUUUUGUCCGUGUUGUCCGGGAGUCUCUGUUUCCUUCCUCUUGGUUUUCUUGCUGUUUGUGUUUGUUCGGUUUGGUUUCUGAGACGCACACUGCCUUAGCUGACUGAUGACCCGCCCCUGCGGUUCAUUCAGCAUGUAGCUCCCCUCCUGCUGCGCCGCCGGUGUUACGCCGAGUUCUGCAUCCCCGCAGAGGAUCGUCCCCCCUCACACACGCUUCACACUCUGAAUCAACGCUCUGGCAGUUUUCCAGUGGAACCCGGAGGAGUUCCAGGCCCCGGUGACGUUUCAGCGCAGCGUCGUCACAGUUUCGUUUCAGAAACGAUUCAUGUUUGCACAGAAACGGCAGAAACACUGAAAACAGUGUAGCUUUCAUGUUGGGCCACUAGUGGGAGCUGUUGUUUGUUUAUUGUUGAAACCACACACACACACAUGCAGAAAACAAACUGAAAUCAGAGUGUUUUCAAACAGUUGUGUUUUCAGUGAGUCCAAGCAGCGUUGUCAUGGAAAUGGGGCCUCAGAGUCCACGAUGUUAAACUACAUGUGCCGUAGUUCACGUCUUCCUGCAGAGGGGACGCUUCUGCUGCGAUGCAGACCUGACCGUAACACCGAUACGGCGUCGCUUCGGGAGACGCGCACGGUGACUUCGGUCCGUGUUUCAUAAAGCUUCAUCCAAAUCACUGAAGGUUCAGUAUGUAGGUGUGUGUUGAUUUCGAAACGUUCAGGAACAAACAUCAUUAACCUGCUCACCUGUCAGCUGUGGCAUGUUCAGUCAAUCUGUCCUGCUGACUGAAGGAGACACGAUACUGACUCACUACUGCCCCCUAAAGCACAGGAGGGGCAUUACUGGCAUUUCAUAUACUGCACCUUUAAGGAUUUGCCGUGGAAGAGCAUGGAACUAGAAAAUAAGGUUCAAUCAGGUUCAUUUGAUUAAUUUAAGACACACACACACACACACACACACACACACACACACACACACACACACACACACACACACACUGUAAAUGUGUGAAAUGUGUCCCGUUGGAUUUGUGAGCUGCUUCCUACUGAUCCCCGCAUGGUGGUGACACAUAAUAAACUGUUGGCACAAUAUCUCCGUUUCAACCUAUAAACUUCUUUUUCCCGUUCCACUCGGCUUCUUCUGGCGCUGCACAUUUAUUAUCUGUCAAACACGCUCCGCUGAGCGCCCUCCGCCUUAUUGUCUGUAAUUCAUCACGCAGUGAAUCCUGAAGGCAGCAGAGCAGCUGUGCGGCGCCCUCUGCUGGUCGAUCAAUGAACUGAUGGCAGGAUUUCACUGAAACAUGAUGCAUUCACUGACAGCUGAAACAUGCUGGCGGAUCAUCCAGCCUUGAUAUUUGUUGUGAACAUUACUUGAUUGCAGUAAUUUGUUUAAUAAACGUGUUCUUUGCAUGUUCUUAUGUGUCCAAGAGGAAACUGCAGUUGAAUAAAGUCACCUGGACUUGAUUUAAUUUAUUUCAACACAUUACCAAUUU